AUGGCGACCAUCCUCGACCUACGCUUGGAGCACUACGACCCUUCGCAUGUACUCGGCAUUCAUGAAUGCAGGCCUCGGCUGUCUUGGAAAUUCACAAAUAUUGCCAAUGAAUUCCGACAACAUGCUUACGAGAUCGAAAUUGUAGCGCAAGACAGGAAAGGCGAAUUCAUUGGAAACGCUAUUAAAGUCACGUCACCCCUCUCAAAUCUAGUACCGUGGCCGUUUGAACCUGAUCUCCAGUCUUGCCAAAAGGUGGUGCUUCGAGUUCGUGCAUGGGAUGCGAAUGGUCAUAAUACUGCUUGGAGUGCACCGUUAACAUUUGAAACGGGCUUCCUUAAACGCAGCGAUUGGCAUUGUGAACGUAUCACCGCUCCUUGGGCCCCUAGCACGAUAGGACCCGACUCCGAGCACCUCUAUCGCAAAGAAUUCCCCAUCACGGGAGUUGUGAGGCAGGCUAGGCUAUACAUCACAGCUCAAGGUGUGUACGAGGCGGAGAUCAACGGUCAACGAGUCGGUGACUACUUUCUGGCGCCAGGGUGGACAGCAUAUGAGGGACGGAUCCAAUAUCAGACCUAUGACGUAACUCCACUCCUCCGCUACGAUUGCAAAAACUGUAUCGGUGUCCGUGUGGCGGAGGGCUGGUUCUGUGGGCGCAUUGGAUUUGGAGGCGGACAUCGCAACAUUUGGGGACCUUGUCCGGCCUUGAUGGUGCAGCUGGAGAUUGAAUUCAGCGACAGCUCUGCUCAAAGUCUCUCCUCAGAUUCAUCUUGGACAGUGACCAAAGGACCAAUUCGUCUAGCAGAAAUAUAUGAUGGUGAGAAAUACGAUGCGACCCAAGAGACCCUCCAUUGGUCCUCUCCUUCCAAUGAAGAGACACCAUUGAAUGGUGAAUGGGUGGAUGUUCUAUCUUUACCGCCCCUACCCGAAUCCACUGUCCUCACUGCCGGGUUUGGAGGUCCAGUCCGACGCAUCGAAACCCUUCCACCUCUCGCCAUCUCUCAAAGCCCAUCCGGAAAAACGAUCGUCGACUUUGGCCAAAACCUCGUGGGAUAUGUAAGGCUCCGGAACAUCAAAGGCGCACACGGCCACAAGAUUACCUUGCAACAUGCAGAGGUUCUUGAGCAUGGAGAGUUGUGUACACGUCCAUUACGUGACUGUAAGGCUCUCGAUGAGUAUACGCUCAACGGCAAGAAAGAAGGAGAGAAUUAUGAACCACGCUUCACUUUCCACGGAUUCAGAUACGCUCAGGUUGAUGGGUGGAUUGGCGAAUUGGAUAUGACGUCUAUUGAGGCUGUAGUAUGUCAUACUGAAAUGGCCAGUGCAGGCAACUUUGAGUGUUCCGACCCAUUGCUCAAUAAGCUGUACGAGAACAUCCGCUGGGGAAUGCGGGGGAACUUCCUCUCGGUACCGACUGAUUGCCCUCAGCGCGAUGAGCGGCUUGGAUGGUCCGGUGAUCUCGCUUUGUUUGCACCGACAGCAGUACUGAUCUAUGAUUGCUUCUCUAUGUUGAAAAAUUGGCUGAUCGACGUCGAGUACGACCAAGGCGUGCUUGGAGGCGUGCCUCCGAUGGUGAGCCCAAAUGCUACACUUCCCGAUCCUGUUUGGUGCAGGCGAGUCCCUUGUGCAAUUUGGCACGACGUUACAAUACUUGCACCUUGGGCCAUGUACCAAGAAACCGGAGACGAAGCUAUACUGGCGCAACAGUACCAGAGUAUGUUUACCUGGAUGUCAGUUCUGCCAAGGAACAAGACCGGUGCAACGCACUUGUGGGACGAUUCCAUCUUUCAGCUAGGUGACUGGGUUGAUCCUGCAGCUCCGCCAGACGCCCCUUGGAAGUCUCCUACCGAUGCAAAAAUGAUAGCGAACAUGUUUCUAAUCCAGAGCUUAGAGCUGAUGAGUCGUAUCUCUAAGAUUCUCUCUAAAGAAGACGAAGAGAAACACUUUCGCGCGGAAGCUGACGCUGCGCGAAUAGAGUUUCACGACGAGUAUGUCACUACUAAUGGUCGCAUAACUUCCGAUACGCAAGCUGCAUACGCUCUGGCAAUCUGCCUUGACAUCUUAUCCCCAGCUCAACAGGUGCGAGCUGGUGCGAGACUGGUCGAGUUGGUACGGAAAAACAACUUCAAAAUCGCUACCGGAUUUGCAGGAACUCCGUUCAUUUGCGAGGCGUUACUGCUUACGGGUAAUACUCAAGUCGCGUACGCCAUGUUAAUCGAGAAACAGUGCCCAUCCUGGCUCUAUGCAGUGACGAUGGGCGCAACUACUGUGUGGGAAAGAUGGGAUAGCAUGUUACCAGAUGGAACUGUGAACCCGGGAGAAAUGACUUCUUUCAAUCACUACGCAUAUGGAGCUGUUGCUAAGUUUCUUCACGAGAGAGUAGCCGGCCUACAGCGUCUGGAGCCCGGCUGGAAGAAAUGCAGAUUUGCACCUUCAAUUGGGGGUACUUUUAGUCAUGCUUCUUCAUCGCACGUCACUCCUCGUGGGAAGAUCUCUUGCUCAUGGGAGACAAGAGUGACUGCAUCGGAAGGAAUUGAGACAAUCCUCUUGAAGGUCUCAGUGCCUUACGACACUGUCGUGGAGGUUGUCAUCCCAGAGAAAGGCAGGGAAAGAACGGAGACUGUUGGGCCAGGCGAAUGGUCCUUUCGAUCAAAAUUCACACGGGGUGGAGGUUGGCCUGUCGAGCCGUUGAAGCCGAAAUCUUAG
Aaosphaeria arxii CBS 175.79 is the source of this 2703-nucleotide messenger RNA. RefSeq names its product glycoside hydrolase family 78 protein. The transcript is spliced from 2 exons. Gene Ontology annotation, biological process: carbohydrate metabolic process. Lineage: Eukaryota; Fungi; Ascomycota; Dothideomycetes; Pleosporales. The record is from RefSeq and is a predicted model, not a curated record. The coding region runs from base 1 to 2703 and encodes 900 amino acids.